Molecule: messenger RNA, 1210 nt
Organism: Dermochelys coriacea (leatherback sea turtle)
Lineage: Eukaryota; Metazoa; Chordata; Testudines; Dermochelyidae
Gene: ERFL
Product: ETS repressor factor like
Exons: 6
Coding region: 74-1210 (378 amino acids)
Biological process (GO): cell differentiation; regulation of transcription by RNA polymerase II
Cellular component (GO): nucleus
Molecular function (GO): DNA-binding transcription factor activity, RNA polymerase II-specific; sequence-specific DNA binding
Source: RefSeq, a predicted model, not a curated record
GGAGAAUGCAGCGGCCCCACCCGGCUGACAGGCGCCCGGCAUCUGCGCGGCAGCGGUCUCACCUCUGCCCAGUAUGGACUGUAACUGCGUGUCGGAUCUACUGCUCACCUCCCCGGUACCGGCCCUCUGGGCUCCAGGGUUCGCCUUCCCCGACUGGGCCUACAAGCCCGAGUCGAGCCCCGGCUCGCGGCAGAUCCAGCUGUGGCACUUCAUCCUGGAGCUGCUGCAGAAGGAGGAGUACCAGAACGUGAUCGCCUGGCAGGGCGACUACGGCGAGUUCGUGAUCAAGGACCCCGACGAGGUUGCGCGGCUGUGGGGCAUCCGCAAGUGCAAGCCCCACAUGAACUACGACAAGCUGAGCCGGGCGCUGAGGUACUACUACAACAAGCGGAUCCUGCACAAGACGAAGGGGAAACGCUUCACCUACAAGUUCAACUUCAGCAAGGUGGUGCUGGUGAACUACCCGCUGCUGGAGGUGGGCAGCGCGCCCCUCCUGCUGGCCCCCUGCCCCGGGGGGGCGCACGGCCCCGACUGCCCGCCCCUCACCCCCGAGACCCUUCAGUCCCUCUUCUCCAGCCCCCGCCUGGGGGACCCCCCCGGACGCGGCCCCCUCUUCGAGCGCCAGACCGAGAGCGAGAAGCUGCGGCUGGACUCGGCCUUCCCCUUCCUGGGCUCAGGUGUCUCCAGCUAUUCGAAGCCCCCCUUGCUGGCCCCCUACGGCAGGACGCCCCCCUUCCCUGAGUAUCCCUGGAAUUUUAACCCCUACCUCUCCAGCGCCUUCCCCCUUAGCAGCUCCAAACUCCCCGCCUCCCUCUACUCCCCCCAUUUCUAUCCCAACCCUCUGGCCCAGCUCCCGGCCCCUGUCUCCCUCCUGGCGGGGGAGGGAGCUGAGAGGGGGGCCCUGGGCCCAGCGGCCGUGCCACGCCUGUGCCUGCCCCCCCACGGUGCCGCCCUGUCCCUGAGGGGCGAAGGCCACGGGCCGGGGGGGCGGGAGAGGGAGGCGCUGGGGGACCGGGGGUCAAGCCCUCCAGGGGGCCCCAAGGAGGAUCCAGGCUCCGACUCGGAGCUGGAGAUCACGGAUCUGAGCGAAUGCAGCUCGGAGAAUGAGUCCAGCCCCGAGAGCCUGGAGCUCAAACUGGGGGCGCUGGAGGGGGGCCCGGGGGCUGCUGGGGGCCCAGCCGAGGAGGGGAAGAGCCCGGCGGGGACCUGA